Messenger RNA from Striga hermonthica, 504 nucleotides. NCBI's taxonomy places the organism in Eukaryota, Viridiplantae, Streptophyta, Magnoliopsida, Lamiales, Orobanchaceae. The record is from the annotation of a GenBank genome assembly.
AUGGGUACAGGAGCCAAAUUGACAUUCAAAUCUGUAAAGGAGCAAUGGGGAAGCCCGAACAAAGUAAUUGGAUGUGGGUACAACCCGAGCCAGAAGAAGGUCUUCUUCACAGUCGACGCACAAUUAGUACACGAAAUCCACUGCAAAACGGAUGAUUUUGGUUCACCACUUUACCCAACACUAGCCGCAAAUACUGAUGUGACCGUUUUAGUGAAUCUUGGACAGAGCCCGUUCAAAUAUUCUCCCGCCAAUUUGCAAAGGACCCCUAAUCCAUGCUUUAUUAAUGGGACCUCCUUCUCGCCCUCCUUAGGAUACGAAGACAGCAGAGAACUUUUCUCGAUGGGGAGGAUCGACUCACAAUGGCUACAAAGGAGUGUGAAUAACAACACAGUGAGUUGUAGCAUUAAGGCUAUGGAGUACGAUCAAGACUCUGAUGCUGAUUUGUUUGAGAUUGUCCUGGAUACUAAUACGGGCAAAUCUCCAUAUGCAAUACAUCAUCAAUAG